UUGUCUCGAAAGAGGCGAAGUGGUAGGAACCGGUGGCGAUGAGGAUCAUAGUUAGCAAAUCACUGUUAUCACAUUCUCCAGCACAAAAUAUGAAUUUGAAAGGGUAAGGACAUUAUUGGUUUUACAAUAUGUACACUAUUUGCAACCAAUGUUCGCGAAAUCUAGACAUCCAGAGCUUUGCUAGGCGUCACAUUGAGCUCUUUACGCUAUCCGGUUUGAACACCCGGUUACUGAACGUCUUGACCUCAAUUAUUUCUGGUACAUUUACACAGCAGUAGCUGACCAAUAGUAUUUGCAUUCCACUCAAAUUCGGAUAUAACAUGUAUUUGUAACAGGCGAAGCGGUAGAUAUGUGCCCAUAUUUGGCUUCGCUGUCCUCUCCGUCUACUCUUCCACCCGCACACCGGGUUGUGGCAUCUUCCUCUUGGCCGGUCGAGCACUUCAAUGUUAGCGUCUGUGGCACUAGUACUACCACCACCGAAUAAGUCGGUUCGUUUUUUUACAUUCACUUGCUUUUGGGUGAAGACUUUUGACUCUUUAGUCUCUUAACUUGUCAGCCCCACCCUCACAUUUUUCAAUCUGCUUUUCCGUUUUCUAUUGUAGCUAGUUUUCGAGCUGUCAGUGUCAAUGUAAGCGAGACAAAAGGGGGCUAAGGUUUGCAUAAACGUUCGUUUGGAAUAGAUCAACGGGCCUGGGGGAAAGGUUGGCCAGUGUCGCUCAACCUUCUGCCAACUUGAUUAAUAAAUCUAUAUAUUUUACUACUAAAGGCGGCCCACUGGCCCAGAGGUUGACUAGCCCACCGGGAAUUCUCCUGGGGCUCAGUCCGCUACUGCUUGGUACCUAGCUAGCUUCAUCUGGCUAGCGAGUCACGACCGGAUCGGGUUGUGAAGCUGGCCACAAUAAGGAUACGGCUCAAGUGGAAUUUGCUGUUUCCCUUCAAAAUAAAAGUAUUGUAACGACCCAGCGUUUACUAGCGCGGAUAUCGACUCAGCAGUAUGCUUUUGGGGCACAAUCGAUUGCGCGCUAGACUUCGAGCUAGAGGGUCGAGAGUUCGAGGCCUGCUCCCUGCCUGUUUCAUUACAGUAAGUAAUUGACAGUGAUGCAAAUAUUAGAAUUAUGCGACACUUAUUUUGAACGUUAACCGCACAGUCCACUAUUGUGUCUAAGCCUUAUUGUGGCUAGUUUCACAUAGAUGGGUCAGACACCCAUUAAUCAAAUAACUGUCUUGUAAAUUAGGGUUAUUUUAGAUGACACUUGGCUAACUAAAGCUACUGAAACAGAUGUAGUUUUGCUGUGUAUUUGGGGAAGAAUUUUUUUCUCAACACAUCCAUCAGUUUUCUAGCUUUUUCUUUGACGACAAGCACUGUCCAGAGCUUGGGGAAGGGCAGGUGCGCGAGACAACUUUACAAGCAUCAUAGCGUAUCGUUGUGAAAUGAAAUACGAGUGAUAAUUUACACUAAUUAACGUGUUAAAUUAUUAUGUGACGUGCAGUCAUAGUCAAGGUCCUGAUGAUUGGUUCUUUGGUCAACAAGUGUUAUUUGACACGCAAACGGAGUUCCAUAGAAGUCCUGUUUGAGGAUCAAACGACUCUACGAAACACCAAACCCUUUGGUGACUGAGACCAACCAACAACAGUGUGAAGGAGAGGAAUGAAGGCCUGAUCUUUGAGAUGACUGUCUACCCAAAGAAUUCGGUGCGGAUCUUAUCUGCCCGGGAGCGUGGGGCCCGUGGCCUUGGUUCCCAGCGCCUCCUGCAGCAGCUUGUUGAGGAGAAGACCCGGAGGAUGAAAUGGCAGAGUCAGAAAGUGGAGUUGCCGGACAGCCCUCGUUCUACCUUCCUGUUGGCUUUUAGCCCGGACAGGACCUUAAUUGCCUCCACUCAUGUCAACCACAACAUUUAUAUCACCGAGAUUAAGACAGGAAAGUGUGUUCACUCUCUGGUGGGCCAUCGCCGCACUCCUUGGUGUCUGACCUUUCACCCUACCAUCCCUGGUUUGGUGGCUUCGGGAUGUCUGGAUGGAGAGGUUCGCAUCUGGGACCUGCAUGGUGGCAGUGAGAGCUGGUUCACUGAGAGCAAUGUGGCCAUUGCCUCCCUGGCCUUUCACCCUACUGCCCAGCUCCUUCUCAUAGCAACAAACAAUGAGGUUCACUUCUGGGACUGGAGUAGGAGGGAGCCAUUUGCCCUGGUCAAGACUGCCAGUGAGACUGAGAGAGUCAGACUGGUGAGGUUUGACCCACUGGGUCAUUACCUGUUGACCGCUAUAGUGAAUCCCUCUAACCAACAGCAGAGUGAUGAUGACUCGGAGGUCCCCAUGGAUAGCGUGGAGAUGCCACACUUUCGCCAUCGAUCCUUCCUACAGUCCCAACCGGUCCGCCGUACACCCAUUCUCCACAACUUCCUGCACAUCCUGUCAUCGAGGAACUCUGGCUCACAGUCUGAGGAACAGCAUCCUCCUGCACCCGCUGCCAAUAGUGCUGCUGACUCCCCUAGUCUUCCCUCUGGACAUUAUUCUGCCCUGCGGAAUCGCUCCCGACCCCCCUACCAGGGUUGUGUGCAACACCUUGGUAUGGUUUGCUUCUGCAGUCGGUGCUCUGCCACCCGAGCCCCUUCACCAUCUGGAGAGGACCCCUCUGACCCUGAGAGCCUGGAGGCCCAGUCUCAUGCCUCCACCUUCUCCUCUGCUCGCACUGAGCCCCGGCAGCCCUCUGAGCCUCGCUCCUCACACCGUCCCUCUGCCUUCAACAGUGUGUACGGCAGUGCUAGAGGACACUCUUUACGCACUCCAUCUUCAGGCCCUGGCCAGCGCAGCAUCCCAGGCCUUAUAACCAACCAGGGCCACCAGCAGCCAGGCCUGGAGUGCUCUGGGCGACUGGCAGGAGCAGACUGGAUGGGCAGCAUGCUCAACAUGCGGCCUGAGCAUAGUGGGGGUGUUGGGGUAUCUCCACCCAGGACUAGUGCAUCCUCUGUCAACCUGCUGUCUGUGCUGAGGCAGCAGGAGGGCUCCUUUCAGUCGCCUGUCUACACCUCUACCACAGAGGGAGGAAGCUUGCCCCCAGCAGUAGUGAGCCCUCACACCAGUGGAAACAGCUCUGUAGAUGGACCCAGCACUAGUAGUGGACACCACUCUCUUGGGGAGGGAGGGAGCAACAGCCCCACCUCGAUCCGUAACGUGCUGCAGUGCAACUUGAAUCGCUACUUCAUGGAGUAUGAUCGCAUGCAGGAAAUGGAGCAGUCAGGUGGUACUGGUGGAGAGAUCAGCCAAGAGCAACAGACACGGGAGAUGCUCAAUAAUAACAUAGAGUGUGAGCGGCCUGUCACCCCCCAUUAUCAGCCCCCCAACAGCAGUGAUGGUGGUUCUGGUCCCUCCCGCGGCCAUAUGAACCGCUGCAGGGUCUGCCACAACCUGUUCACGUUUAACCAAGGUACACAGCGCUGGGAACGCACUGGCCAGACCCCAUCACAAGAGGAGGGGAGCACCUCAUGGCAGCCCCCAAGCCCCAACCCUGCCUUUCACACAAUGAGGCCGACGGUGCUACAUGUUCCCCAGUCCUCUGACAGGAGACAGUUAUUACAGUCACAGCCCAGUGCUGAUGAACCUGGAGGGGACACAGCCUUCACUCACCGGGGAUCCUCUAGCUCACAGAGAGAACAGGCGGUGGGGUUGGUAUAUAACCAGGAGACAGGCCAGUGGGAGAGAGUUUACCGACCGCCUGUCAGUCCAAGUCCAGCGGCGAAUGUACCACAAGAGGCCUUAAACCAAGAAAUGCCUGACGAAAAUCACGAUGAUGAUUACCUGAGAAGGAGGCUUUUGGAGUCAUCUCUUAUGUCGCAGUCUCGAUAUGACAUAUCUGGCUCCCGGGACCAUCCUAUUUAUCCAGAUCCUGCCAGGUUGUCCCCUGCGGCAUAUUAUGCCCAGCGGAUGAUUCAGUACUUAUCUCGGCGUGACAGCAUUCGCCAACGAUCACUGCGCUACCAGAGCCGACUGCGGCCUCUCUCAUCCACCUCGGAUAGCCCAGGAAGCAACCCCUCCCCCUCCGUUGAGAACAACGAGGUGGACUUUGAGGAGUUUGAGGAUAACGGGGAUCGUGCCAGACACAGAGCUCCACGCAACGCUCGUAUGUCUGCCCCCUCGCUUGGCAGAUUUGUUCCCCGGAGGUUCCUACUGCCUGAGUACCUGCCAUAUGCUGGGAUUUUCCACCACGAGAGGGGCCAGCCUGGCCUGGCUACCCAUUCCUCCGUCAACAGGGUCCUAGCAGGUGCGGUUAUCGGUGACGGUCAGUCAGCUGUGGCCAGUAACAUCGCCAACACCACCUACCGCCUCCAGUGGUGGGACUUCACCAAGUUUGACCUACCUGAAAUCAGCAACUCCUCUGUCAAUGUGCUGGUGCAGAACUGCAAGAUCUACAAUGACGCCAGCUGUGACAUCUCUGCAGACGGGCAGCUCCUGGCCGUGUUCAUACCCAGCAGCCAGCGGGGCUUCCCAGAUGAGGGCAUCCUGGCUAUCUACUCUCUGGCGCCUCACAACCUGGGAGAGAUGCUCUACUCCAAGAGAUUCGGUCCUAAUGCCAUCUCUGUCAGCCUGUCCCCGAUGGGCCACUACGUGAUGGUGGGCUUGGCCUCCCGCAGGAUCCUGCUCCAUCACACUACAGACCACAUGGUAGCGCAAGUGUUACGCCUGCAGCAGCCCCAUGGUGGAGAGACUUCCAUGAGGAGAAUGUUUGAUGUGGUGUACCCCAUGGCUUCUGAUCAGCGGAGACACGUCAGCAUCAACUCGGCCCGCUGGCUCCCAGAACCUGGCUUGGGGCUUGCAUACGGUACCAACAAGGGAGACCUAGUCAUCUGCAGACCUGUAGAUGCCCAGUCAGACGGAGACGGCCCCGCUGAGCACAGUGAGCCCAUAUUUGCUGUCAACAACAAUCGAGGCAGUGGUACCGGUGGGAGCCGCGAUGGAGAGCGACCAGGGAGCAGCAGGGCCCCCUUGAGGUCUGAAAGGGACAUGAGACUUAUGAACGCCAUCGGUCUCCAGCCCCGUCAUCCUACCCCCGUUGUGACCUCACAAGGCACACAGACACCCGUCCUACGUCUUCAGAAUGCCGAAACACAGACUGAUCAAGAGCCACAGGUUCCCAGUACCUCCCGGGCCUCCCAAGCAACAAACAUCGGUGGACACAUAAGGGACCUUCAUCCAGGCAGCAGCACAGAUAUGGUGCCUGAGACGCCCCCGCACACACUGCAGGAUGAUGGCGAGUCAGCCGAGGCCUUCACAGAGGCCAGCACCACCUUGGCUAACCCAGGGGAAUCUCAAGAGCAGGGCAGUGGGGAGGAUGCCGUUUCUCGGCUUCGAAGGCUGAUCGCCGAGGGUGGUAUGACGGCCGUGGUCCAGAGGGAGCAGAGCACCACCAUGGCCUCCAUGGGUAGCUUCGGUAACAACAUCAUUGUUAGCCACCGCAUCCACCGCGGCUCCCAGACUGGGACAGAGGCUCAGGAUGGGGGCAGAGACACUCAGGGCAGGGGUCAGGGUCUUGAUGGAGGUGGUUGGACAUCCUUCUCUCCGUCCCACCGCGGCACUCUGUCGUUCACAGAGCCCACCUCUCGUAUUCUGACCCACCACAGCAUGCAGCUGGGCGAGAGCUCAGGCUUCCUGUUAGAGCCCUCUGGGGCCCAUAGCCGAACAGUAGCACCUCUCCCCUCCCAGUACAUCACAGUCUCUUCUCAUCUCAGCCCUCAGGGGCCCAUUGGGGUGGAGGAGGGGGCCGAUGGGACCCCUAUGGACACAGACGAUGCGUUUGAGGGUGUGGGACUUGUCGAUGAUCUAGAUCUACACUUGCCCUCUGCUUCCUCCUCCUCUUCUUCAACCCUGUCCCCUGUUGUCUCCCCUCUUGACAACAACUUCAGCGCCAGUUACCAUGGAGACCCCUACAGUCGAUAGAUGGUCAUGUGCUUUCCAUACCCAUCUGAUCUCUACCUAGAAGACUCUCCUCCGUCUAGCCUUAUUACAUUGACUACUGGUUUUUCUGGAGGCUUUCGAAUCCCGACAUUGAAAUUAGGCACUUAAAACUUCAUCCCACUCCUCCAUUGCCUGUUCAGUUUUCUAUCCAAUAGUAGGCUGGAUGAGACCUACCUUCAACCUAGGAUUAGGCUCGGUCUCUUUCUUGGAUGUGGUGUUCCUUUGCGUUCCCUGACCACUUUCAGACUUGUUUGUCAUUGCCUAAUUGAGAGCAAGAAUCCAAAGCUACAGUUUGGCCAUUCCAUUGGAGAGAGGUGGACCUGAAUGAAUCUUUUACAAUCAGGGUUCAGAUCGGUGGUUGUCGAAUGCCACCUGGGACCAAAUUCCAUGAUCAAAUUGCAACGUUCUUGAAAACGUGUUAGGACUCUGCCCCUUGCUCACUAUUAGCAAGAUGCUGGUAUAGUAGAAGCACAUUUUAUUAACCAAUCACAUUGGUACAAUUUGAUUGUGAAACUGGAUGAUUCUGUCUAUAAGUUACAUUUAUUUUGUGUGUGAGAGAGGAUGUUCUAUGUCACCCGUGGUAGUUACAAAACGUUUCAUUCUAGUCGUCAUGGUGGAUUAGUGGUUUGCAAAGAUGUAGUUGACCCAAGAUAACUAUGAAUAUCUUGUACUACAUAGGAGAGCAGCAUUACAUUACAGAGUAGAAUUUAGGGAGACCACAUCCACAACAUGCUAUUCCAAAUAUGAGCGAUGUUCAUUAUUAUCGCCGUGCUCUGUUCAUGACAAAAUAAUUCCAGACGUAUUAUUUUUUUGCUUAUUUAUGAUAUCAUAAUCACCUUCUCAUUUAGACUUCUUUUGAAGACUUUGAUACUGCCUGACUGAUAAACUGCCCGGUUUUGAUUUGGAAAGUUCAAAUAGCGCACAAUGCCGUCAGGAGAACACCUAAUUGUUUUUUUGUUUUUUUUUAAUUACCCCUUUUUCUCCCCAAUUUCGUGGUAUCCAAUUGUUUUUAGUAGCUACUAUCUUGUCUCAUCGCUACAACUCCCGUACGGGCUCGGGAGAGACGAAGGUUGAAAGUCAUACGUCCUCCAAUACACAACCCAACCAAGCUGCACUGCUUCUUAGCACAGCGCGCAUCCAACCCGGAAUCCAUCCCCACCAAUUUGUCGGAGGAAACACCGUGCACCUGGCAACCUUGGUUAGGGCACACCGCGCCCGGCCAGCCACAGAAUUUGCUGGUGCGCGAUGAGACAAGGACAUCCCUACCGGCCAAGCCCUCCCUAACACGGACGACGCUAGGCCAAUUGUACGUCGCCCCACGGACCUCCCGGUCGCGGACGGUUACGACAGAGCCUG
Molecule: messenger RNA, 7302 nt
Organism: Oncorhynchus mykiss (rainbow trout)
Lineage: Eukaryota; Metazoa; Chordata; Actinopteri; Salmoniformes; Salmonidae
Source: RefSeq, a predicted model, not a curated record